CACCGUGGCCUCCUCCAUCUGCUCAGCUGAGGCCUCCGGGAGAAGACGCCAUGACCCCCACCCUCACGGCCCUGCUCUGCCUCGGGCUGAGUGUGGGCCUCAGGACCCCAGUGCAGGCAGGGCCCCUCCCCAAACCUACUAUCUGGGCUGAGCCGGGUUCUGUGAUCCCAGGGAACCCCAUGACCAUCUGGUGUCAGGGGACCCUGAAGGGCCAAGAGUUCUAUCUGUAUAAAGAGGGAAGCCCAGCACCAUGGAAAUUAGAGAAGCCACAGGAGCCUGGAGACAAGGCCAAGUUCUCCAUCACACACAUGACAGAGCGUGAUGCUGGGAUAUAUCACUGUUACUAUUACAGUCCUUCGGGCUGGUCAGAGAGCAGUGACUUCCUGGAGCUGGUGGUGACAGGAUCCUACAGCAAACCCAGACUCACAACCCUGCCCAGCCCUGUCCUGACCUCAGGAGGGAACGUGACCCUCCAGUGUGGCUCAGGGCAGAAAUUUGACAGGUUCAUUCUGACUAAGGAAGGAGAUCACAGGCUCUCCUGGACCCUGGACUCACAGAGACAGCCCAGUGGGUGGUCCCAGGCCCUGUUCCCUGUGGGCCCCGUGACCCCCAGCCACAGGUGGAGGUUCAGAUGCUAUGGCUGCUACAGGAACAGACCCCAGGUGUGGUCACAACCCAGUGAACCCCUGGAGCUCCUGAUCCCAGGAGACGUCCCCAAACCCUCCAUCUGGGCUGAUCCAGGCCCCAUUGUCACCAAUGGGAGCUCUGUGACCCUCUGGUGUCAGGGGUCUCUGCAGGCUAGUGCCUACCUUCUGUAUAAAGAGAGGGACUCUGCACCCUUGGAUACCAGGAUCCCACAGGACUCCAGCAACAAAGCCGGUUUCCUCAUUGGCGCCAUGACUUCACACAAUGCAGGGCUGUACCAGUGUGCAUCUUACAGCACUGGGGACAUACUCUCUGAGCGGAGUAUCCCCCUGCUCCUGGUGGUGACAGGAGUGGGCGAUGCACCCUCCCUCUCAGCCCAGCCAAGCCCUGUGGUGGCCUCAGGAGAGAACGUGUCCCUCUCCUGCCACCAGGGGACCUACAGGUGCUAUGGCUCAAACAGCACCUCCCCCUACCUGCUGUCACAGCCCAGUGACCCCCUGGAGCUGGUGGUCUCAGACUACACAGUGGAGAAUCUCAUCCGGAUGGGCGUGGCUGGCUUUGUCCUGGUGGUGCUCGCGGUGCUGCUAUUUGAGGCUCGAAACAACCCCAUAAGGACCCUCGAUGCAGCCAGCAUGUGA
Messenger RNA from Myotis lucifugus (little brown bat), 1283 nucleotides. RefSeq names its product leukocyte immunoglobulin-like receptor subfamily A member 5. Gene Ontology annotation, biological process: cytokine-mediated signaling pathway. NCBI's taxonomy places the organism in Eukaryota, Metazoa, Chordata, Mammalia, Chiroptera, Vespertilionidae. Gene Ontology annotation, molecular function: inhibitory MHC class I receptor activity. The record is from RefSeq and is a predicted model, not a curated record.